AUGUCUCGCGCUCAUCAUCUCCAGUCACUUCGUGUUCGGCCACAUAGGACUCAGAGGCAACCGCUUGCAUCGUUCGAUUCCGUCUCUUCUCUUGAUAUCAAGGAAAUCCUUGAGAAGACUGGCGACAACGAAGACCUGUUUCUUGUAUCGCUACCCUUUGAUGAAUCAUCUGAUGACAAUGAUGGUUGUAGUCAAGAUUCUGACAUUUCUCCUUUCCCUUCUGGACGUAGGCCCCCUCUCUUCACAAUGGUCGACCAUCGUGCAAGGUUACUCUUCCCACUUCCGCCAUGUGCAUCGACAUCCAGCCGCACACACGAGGAGUAUGAGACAGACACUGUCUUGCUCACUGCACCAACCAUUCCACGACUCAACUUGGUCCUGAGAGAAGAAAUAUUUGUCGACUCAUGGAUAAGCAGCCUCGUAUCUACACAUCCCCCAGGUCACAUUCCUUGGUCAAGUGAUAGAAGAACACAAGUUACAUGGACUCCAGAAGGAUCCGUCUUCUUGUCAGAAAGAAUGAAAGGACUUAAAAGGCGAUCUCAGAAGCAUACGGACAAGACAGCAUCUAUUACGGGCAUCAAUAACCACGAAAAUAACACAUGCAAAGGUGGCAUCGAACAUUGCCGUACGCCCUGUGGUUCAGAACCUUCUGCAUGGCGUGAAGCGUUGGUAUUCGAACACGAGAUCACCAUGCAAGCUGUGGGUAAGAACACUCGCUUGUCCCUCCAUUACCCUGCAAACAUGGAUACGGACACUGCUAGCCUCAAUGUCGGGUUAUCGCAACCUGACCCCCACGUCUGCAGCGAACCCACUGGUGCAAAGCCGUUGGUACCCCGCCGAGAACAAGGUGUUCCUUCGUUGAUAGUCUCUAACUCAACUGCAACAAUCACGGCUUCUAUGGACCUGUCAGAAGCACCUCUCGCUAUUCGAAGAGGGAAGGAAAUUGUACCCCUGCGCCUCGAAGAGAAUAAGGUAAUUGAUUACCCUGGUAUUCCGAGCGCUUUCCUUGGUUCUCCUUCAAACUACUCGCCCUCAUUUGAGUAUGCGAAUGCCCCCGACGAACCGCUAUUGGAUCAUCAAACUAUGUUGUCCAACCUAAGGUCACAGUGUUAUUUCCCAGACCAUCAGGCGUCUCCCUCUCCACCUGAAAGGGAAGGACAGCCUGUACAUAGGUCGGUCUCCGCUGGUGUUCCGAUUGUUUCUCUCGAGGAAGACGAGGACGAAGAAGAAUGGGCUUUUGCGCAGGAUGCUUCUCCAUCAUUAUCAGGCCGUCGCAAAUCUAUCUUCAUCAAUACACACGAUGCAGUCGGAAUAGGACCUUUCCCCCCGUCUCCGCAGGAAGAAGAAAUAAAUGCAGAUGCUUUUUGUACGUCCCGUGACUUUGAGCCUUUGUCAUCUUCCACUCUUGUGUCUCCUAUGGCGACCUCCAUGGCAGUCACUGACAGACGCAAAACCUAUCGUUCUUCCUCGGCUUUACCACUGUCCAAUAUGCCUACUACCGUCGGCGCACCUCCCAACCGUCCACCUUCUCUUCCACUCCCGCCACGCCCUGCCUUGGUCAGUCCAUCAAGCCCGAAACGUGUGAGAGGUAUUCUGAAGAAAGUCAAGAGCGUUCGAUUUCUAACUCCAGAUGAAGAGGAAAGCUCCCAUCUGAAAGUACAAGUACCUGUCUCAAGCUGCAUGACACCCUUAUCUACUCUUAAACGGCCCUCCCCGCUCCGUCAGAGUCACACCCCAGAUGAAAGCGAUACCGACUUGGAAGCGCCAAGCAGUCCAACGAGCCCUUCCAUUGUUCUGAAUAAAGUGUCUGUUCAAGUACCCGCGAUCCCGACUCUAUCUCUUCAGAAGAAAUCGACGCCGAAACAGCAGCUACCCUCUAAACCAAGUGCAACACUACAGCGGAAAGUCAUUCCGAGACACAAGUCGUUUGACCAGGAGAAACUACUUCCGAAGGAGAAGACUUCCCUGAAAACACUUUCGAUCUCCAAGCGUGCCUCGAUGAUCUCACCGCUCCAGCCUGUGUCAGUCAAUGUAGCGCAACAAAAGGUUCUGCGACCUUGCAAAUCUACGUCUUUUGGCCGUCACUCUGUCAUCGACGUUGUCGAGAAGGAGAAUGAGCCGAGAAGUGCAUCUGUUCCGCCUCGUCCAGCUCGAUGGUCUGUUUUGAACGAAGGUACUCUCGGUCGUGCGGUCCAGCAGGCGGGUGUUCAGAAGAAGAGGAUGACAACGCCCCUUCGUAAUAUCUUGACGCGAUUCAAAUGAGUUGUAUUCUUACAUUCUUUUAUUAUAUACCUUCUUUUUAU
Serpula lacrymans var. lacrymans S7.9 is the source of this 2303-nucleotide messenger RNA. RefSeq lists its product as uncharacterized. The record is from RefSeq and is a predicted model, not a curated record. Bases 1 to 2262 code for a protein of 753 amino acids. Lineage: Eukaryota; Fungi; Basidiomycota; Agaricomycetes; Boletales; Serpulaceae. The transcript is spliced from 2 exons.